UACACCCCUCCAUUCAGUAUGGGUCUUCUCCUUGCCAAAUUGUACGAAGCUGUGCAGAUGUUUCAGACAGGUACUCCUACUAGAGUGUUGAUGUUAGGUCUGGAUGCUGCUGGGAAAACGACCAUUCUCUACAAGGUGAAAUUGAAUGAAAACGUCUGCACAAUUCCUACCAUUGGAUUUAACGUCGAGACAGUUUCCCCUAUCAAGGGCGUGACCUUCACAGUCUGGGAUGUUGGAGGGCAGGAAAAAAUUCGAGCUCUCUGGAGACAUUACUACGUCAAUACGCAGGGCCUCUUGUUUAUAGUCGACAGUGCAGACGUCUCUAGGUUUCCAGAAGCAAAAGAGGAACUCUUCAAUGUAAUUAAAGCAGACGAGAUGCGUGGUGUGCCUGUGGUUGUAGUGGCCAACAAGCAAGACUUGCCUGGAGCUGCUUCCACAGCAGAAGUUGCUGACAGACUAGGUCUGAGAGAAAUGAAAGACAGGAAGUGGUUCGUUCAAGGCGCAUGCGCAGUCAACGGAGAUGGUAUUUAUGAAGCAAUGCACGAAAUGGCAAACUUGGUGAAACAAUUUAUUAAAAGUUGAUCGUUUAGCAAUUUCCUAACACAAAAACAUUGAAAUAUAGACAGAUGGAAGGACUGCACAAGCAUAUUGGAGAUUGUCACAAGAAACUUAACAAGUUAAGGACCUUAAAUAGAAAUUAGAAACGGAGGAAUAAAAAAAAAAAAGAUUCUGCAGUGUUAAAAAAUAGCACACAAAUUAUCGUUUAACUUUUUGAAAAACAACUGAACACGUCCUUUAGUUUGUACACAAAAAAGCUUGCUAUUUAUAGUUUUUCUACCAUGUCUGAAAUCUCCAAUACAUUUUAGCUUGGUAACUUUAAACUAAUUCCUAUUUGCUGUUAUGGUUAUAUGACUGCUGACAUCAUGCUAAUUAGAAGACAAUGCAGAUCUACUUAAUGGAAACAUUCUUUUGACUGAAACAGUCAUAGAGUCUACGUGUGGUAAGAUUAUCCAAAUUACCCCAAUCAGUAGCUCAGUUGACAUGUUUAACACUGAUGACCUUUAAUCAAUAUUAUUUUUUAAUAGAUAGAUCCUUAUCUUUUUAGGGAUAAUAAAUUAUGCUCAUUAUGUCAAGUGGACUUAGAACAUAUUGAAACUAGAUAUCGCUUCAAUAAAAAAGAAAUGUAACAUUAA
Biomphalaria glabrata is the source of this 1193-nucleotide messenger RNA. RefSeq names its product ADP-ribosylation factor 3-like. The record is from RefSeq and is a predicted model, not a curated record. Gene Ontology annotation, molecular function: GTPase activity; GTP binding. Gene Ontology annotation, biological process: intracellular protein transport; vesicle-mediated transport. The coding region runs from base 19 to 582 and encodes 187 amino acids. The transcript has 3 exons. Lineage: Eukaryota; Metazoa; Mollusca; Gastropoda; Planorbidae. Gene Ontology annotation, cellular component: plasma membrane; cytoplasm.